Xenopus laevis (African clawed frog) is the source of this 2720-nucleotide messenger RNA. RefSeq lists its product as uncharacterized. The coding region runs from base 1584 to 2582 and encodes 332 amino acids. The transcript is spliced from 2 exons. The record is from RefSeq and is a predicted model, not a curated record. NCBI's taxonomy places the organism in Eukaryota, Metazoa, Chordata, Amphibia, Anura, Pipidae.
CUCACAUUACAUGUGGAUGUUUGCGGCAUCAGCCUCAGCAUCCCGGCUUCAGUUGCCAUGCAACCAAUAGGGUGAGGGCGGGGUUUUAAUGCAGCCAAUAGGAUCUGUUGUGUGUGGUGAGCAGAGCUCGCACUAUGAGGCAAGCAGCCAAUGGGAGGGGUUGGGCAUUUUGCUGCAGACGUUGGGACCUGCCAGUGCAGAUCUAGUGCGAUGUGAUGUCAUGUCAAAGAGGGGAGGAGCCCAGAUGGGAAGGAGGAAGGUCUGAGUCAGUGGGGUGAGAACGUACCAAUGUGGGAGGACAACCCCUCUGGGUGUGAGUGGAGGGAGCCCUGGUGGGACUGGAAAGGUGGAUUAUUCUGCUCUAUUCUGCAUGUGGUGGGAGGCACCGAAAUGGUUAAUUAUCAGCAAGCUGUGACUGUGGAACAUGCCGGCAGCUCCCCCUCCUCCUGCUUGUCAGUCACUAAUCCCGCCCCUUCCUUAUGUUCCCUAUACUGCUGCUUCUUUCCCUGCAUCCCUGUGCAACAACUCCCAGCUCCCACUCAUAUGUUAAUUGCUCACCUCACCACUGAGAAAGCUUUUGUCCUUGUCUGGGAAUCAUUGGGUUUGUGCUGUCCCAUUCAAAAUGCAUUCUGUAACAUAUUGUCAUUAUAGAAUUGAAAAGAUUGAGAAAUUAAGUUGGAAGCAUGUAUUUAUAUCUGUUGUGGGGAGAGUGACUUUGGGAUAGUGUGUGUAGUAAGUCAGCUGUACUGUGGGAUAGUGUGUGUAGUAAGUCAGCUGUACGGUGGGAUAGUGUUUGUAGUAAUUCAGCUGUACUGUGGGAUAGUAUGUGUAGUAAGUCAGCUGUACUGUGGGAUAGUGUGUGUAGUAAGUCAGCUGUACGUUGGGAUAGUGUGUGUAGUAAGCCAGCUGUACGGUGGGAUAGUGUGUGUUGGAAGCCAGCUGUACUGUGGGAUAGUGUGUGUAGUAAGUCAGCUGUACUGUGGGAUAGUGUGUGUAGUAAGUCAGCUGUACUGUGGGAUAGUGUGUGUUGUAAGUCAGCUGUAAGGUGGGAUAGUGUGUGUAGUAAGUCAGCUGUACGGUGGGAUAGUGUGUGUAGUAAGCCAGCUGAACUGUGGGAUAGUGUGUGUAGCAAGUCAGCUGUACUGUGGGAUAGUGUGUGUAGUAAGCCAGCUGUACGGUGGAGUAGUGUGUGUAGUAAGCCAGCUGUACGGUGGGAUUGUGUGUGUAGUAAGUCAGCUGUACGGUGGGAUAGUGUGUGUGUAGUAUGUCAGCUGUACUGUGGGAUAGUGUGUGUAGUAAGCCAGCUGUACGGUGGGGUAGUGUGUGUAGUAAGCCAGCUGUACGGUGGGAUUGGGUGUGUAGUAAGUCAGCUGUACGGUGGGAUAGUGUGUGUAGUAAGCCAGCUGUACUGUGGGAUAGUGUGUGUAGCAAGUCAGCUGUACUGAGGGAUAGUGUGUGUAGUAAGUCAGCUGUAUGGUGGGAUAGUGUGUGUAGUAAGCCAGCUGUACUGUGGGAUAGUGUGUGUAGCAAGUCAGCUUUACUGUGGGAUAGUGUGUGUAGUAAGUCAGCUGUACUGUUGGAUAAUGUGUGAAGUAAGUCAGCUGUACUGUGGGAUAGUGUGUGUAGCAUGUCAGCUGUACUGUGGGAUAGUGUGUGUAGUAAGCCAGCUGUACGGUGGGGUAGUGUGUGUAGUAAGCCAGCUGUACGGUGGGAUUGUGUGUGUAGUAAGUCAGCUGUACGGUGGGAUAGUGUGUGUAGUAAGUCAGCUGUACAGUGGGAUAGUGUGUGUAGUAAGCCAGCUGUACUGUGGGAUAGUGUGUGUAGUAAGCCAGCUGUACUGUGGGAUAGUGUGUGUAGUAAGCCAGCUGUACUGUGGGAUAGUGUGUGUAGUAAGUCAGCUGUACGGUGGGAUAAUGUGGGUAGUAAGUCAGCUGUAUGGUGGGAUAGUGUGUGUAGUAAGCCAGCUGUACUGUGGGAUAGUGUGUGUAGUAAGUCAGCUGUACUGUGGGAUAGUGUGUGUAGUAAGUCAGCUGUACUGUGGGAUAGUGUGUGUAGUAAGUCAGCUGUACUGUGGGAUUGUGUGUGUAGUAAGUCAGCUGUACUGUGGGAUAGUGUGUGUAGUAAGUCAGCUGUACUGUGGGAUUGUGUGUGUAGUAAGCCAGCUGUACUGUGGGAUAGUGUGUGUAGUAAGUCAGCUGUACUGUGGGAUAGUGUGUGUAGUAAGUCAGCUGUACUGUGGGAUUGUGUGUGUAGUAAGUCAGCUGUACUGUGGGAUAGUGUGUGUAGUAAGUCAGCUGUACUGUGGGAUAGUGUGUGUAGUAAGUCAGCUGUACUGUGGGAUUGUGUGUGUAGUAAGCCAGCUGUACUGUGGGAUCAUUUAUAUACACAUUCUGUUGAUUUAUUUGACAGCUACAACAUCGCCAAACGAGCGGAUCUUUCACCGAUAUGCCAUUAACAAACAUGGCUAUAUCGGGUGUAAUCCGUAUGGCCGAACGAUCCGAUUACAAUGUGCCGUGGACUCUGGCGGGAUCGCACACGCCACACUAUCUGAAAAUCGGACGAAUCCUCGAUUCGUACAAUAGGAUCUGUGUGUCUAUGGCCACCUUUAGUUUUGUGGUUAGACUUUGUUUUCCAGAUAUACCAACUCAACCCAACUAGGAUUUUACUCCUUCAGGCCACCAGGAGCACCAAUUGGCCAUAUAUAGUUCUGCCUUUAUAAG